CUUGGUUUAAAACUUAAUUCAUACAAGAUACAACAAAUAAAUUUAAAAAAAAUAUUAGUGAGGAAAGUCAGCUUGCUGUUAAACGAAAUUCAUGCAAACGUUUCAACUUCCAAACAAUUCGUUUACUUCGCUCGUUCCUAUUGGGGUUUUUUUUUUUGUAUAAACUAAAUACCAUGAAAUAUGUUAUAUCUUCUCCUGUCCUGUGUGUAUGUAUUGAUUUUGUUAAAAAACUUAAGUCCCUCUCUUCUUGUGUUAUUUUCUUCAUAAAUAAGUCUCUUUUUUGACUCUUACUCACUAGUUUCGAUACGAGGAGUCACGUCUCACGUUCACGUCACAGCACAACCACAACCACAUCAAAAUGAAAAGAAAUGAGGUUCUGCUCUCGCUCUCAGUAUCAGUAGCAGCAAUUGAAAUUGAUGUGAAAAGUUUAUGGUUUUGUCGACGUCGCCUUCGCCUUCGUAUAGUCGGUCUUCAAACUAAUAAAAACUCAAAUGGAUAUAGUUUUGUUUAAAACCUUGCCGUGUGUGUUAUUCACAAUCGCCACAAGGUGAUUUGAACCAAAAAAUAAGUCUUCAAAUUAAACAAAUACCUACAUAUUUUAUCAUAAAAUAAAAAUUUUAAACCAACAUACACUAUUUUUAAUCUUUUAAAUUUUUAAUCAUGAGACCCCAAUUUGGAUCUGAAAAAAAAUUGUUUUGCCUGGAGAAUUAUAAGACAUAAAUAAUUUAAAUUAAUCGUUUCAGAGUUUGGUGUAAAAAAAAAGAACAUAACUCUAUACUCUCCCUCGCUCACUAAACUAUGUUCUAGUUUCACGUGCUUCAUUUCAAAUAAAAUAUUGUCCAAUAUUUUAUCUAAAAAAAUACAAAAAUUAAAUACAAAUGUUGAAAAUAAAGUUUAUCCUCUGGCAAAAAAAUAUUUAAUUCACAUAUUACACACAUAACUGAGCACUUGGACAUUUUCCUGGUGCGUAAUAACUUCAUUGAAUUUGCUUUCGUAUAAAUUAAUUUCAUUUUUUCGUUACUGACGGGAAUAGUGUUAAUGGUUUUGCAAAAACAACUCGGAUUAUUGUAAUAAAAAAAAAAAAGAGAAGUGUUAUGUAUAUUUUGAAACAUAAACAUAUUUGUGAGGAUACUAUUUAAACAUAUCUAAUGAUGGUCCGCAGAUAAGCUCAUGGUACAGGAUAGUAUAGCAAGCAUAAAUAAUAUUCCCAAAUCAUCAAUAUCUCUCACAAACAUGGUGCUAUCAACAUUUCCCAUAGAUGGAGGUCAUGUCGUCAUUCGACAAUCAAAUGGUUCCUCACAAUUGGCAACUACAAAUCUGCAAUCUCAACAACAACACCACCAACAACAACAACAACAGCAGCAGCAGCAGCAGCACCACCAUUUAAUAAGCACGAAUCAAGCGAAUAGUUACUCUACUGCUACCGCUCAAAUUCAUCGCAACAGUCCUGCCUCGGCUAUAAUUGCAACAACCAGCAGUAACAAAAAUACUUACAUCAGCAACGCUGGUACCCAUGGAUCUUCCAAUGGCAAUGUUAUUGCAAACAAUAUUCCAACACAAUCAAAAUACGUGUUUUUGCAACAAAACGGAAAUGGCCAGUACACAACAAACGAAGUUGUUUUAGUGGCGACUGAACCCUUGGACAUGGGAACCCCUGAACAAGUUAUUUCGGUAAAUGAAACGGGGACAGCGAAUGUGUGCGAUGAAGAACUUACUUCGCUCUCAUGGUUGCACGAUAAAAAUCUUCUUAAAGGAUUUGUAGCAUGUACAAAGAAUAACCGAAAAAUAGCUGAACAACGUACACAAGCACAAACUAAUGGGGGUACAACGUCUGUCAAUAUUAUUCACACGGAAGGCCAGAUUUCACCCACAAGUGAAUAUAUUGAGGAAUCACCAGGGAUAUCAGAAGAUAAUGUUUCUAAUAUAGAACACGGAAUUAAUGAUUAUUCCUCCUCGCAACAGCAUGUGCAUUACAAUACUAACAACAACAAUCAUGCUUUGGUGAAAAAUCGCAAUGGGCAUCAAAUUGUAUCGCCAAUUCAUACCGACGGAAGUAGUAGUGGUAACUACAUUAGGUCUAACCAAUCUCCGAUUCAUGAUCAAGUAAGCGGAAGUUUGACCGCAAUUGGUGCAACAACAACAGUGCAUGUUGGACCCAGCGGAACAACAACUGUUGUGGAAUAUAAGACGAAUUCUAACUUUGCACAAUCUCGUUUGAGCGGUGGUAAUGGGGUAGAUAAUAAUGGUGCAAAUGCAGCGACAGUUACUUCGGCUACGAACAACUAUGUGCCUUCUUCUCCCCUAAGAAAUGUUGUACUCACAAACGUGGGAAGUCCAAAUCAUCAGCAGCAGCAACAACAGCAACAAUUCAAUAGUUCUAAUAAUAAUAGUAACAGCACUCUUUCCACAACCCACCAUCCGCACAAAAAGUACCUGCGUGAGAAAAUGAACGGUUUCGAUCAGAGUGGAGGAGGUGGGACAAACAACAGUGGUGGAGGAAACUCAAACAAGAACAUAAGUCUCGCUUCUCCUUUCAGCUCGAACUCCAGCACUAGCUCGAAUGCUUCCUCUCCAGCUUCAUCAGGUACGAAUUAUGCCAUCACCACUGUCAGCCAUACAUCGUCACAAGCAGUUUCAACACUGUCACCAGAACCACCAAGAGAAUACCAUACACAAAAUUUACACAUGCAUAGUGUCAUGAAAAGUCCAGCAUCAUACUCCACCAAUAGCUAUGAGAAUGAUUCGCUCAAAGAUUUUGAACUUACAUCAGUACCUUUAACAAACAAUGGUCGCAUAUCUUCGUCAAUAAAUGCACAGCAACAUUCACAACAACACCAACCGCUACCCCUCCAGAAAUCGUCACCCACUCCACCAAAGCAAAAACAUCCUACGAAUGUGCCAUAUGAUCCAUUGGUGCAUACACACAACAAACCGCCAUAUAGCUUUAGUUCCUUGAUAUUCAUGGCCAUCGAAGGCUCAACAGAGAAAGCAUUGCCAGUAAAAGAAAUAUACGCAUGGAUUGUGCAGCAUUUCCCCUACUUUAAAACAGCUCCCACCGGAUGGAAGAACAGUGUGCGACAUAAUCUCUCAUUAAAUAAGAGUUUUGUUAAAGUUGAAAAAGCUCCAAAUAUGGGCAAAGGUUCUCUAUGGCGUGUUGAACAACAACAGCGACAAAAUCUAAUACAAGCUCUUUCUCGCUCACCAUUCUUCCCAAAUUCAGCAGUCGAUAAGAUUUCCUUGAAGAGUCCAACUGGCAGUACAAACUGUGUUGUCAUGCCCAACAGUCCAGCUGUUUCCACUGAAUCCGACGGCAGUCCACCGAUGACACCUGGUAAAUCUAAUUUAGAUGCCCGCCUGUUUCCAAAUCUAUCCAAGGCAAUUAAACUAAUGGAAACUAAUGAUCAAGACGAUGAUAGUCCGUCCGAUUACAGUACGGUUAAAGUGGGCAAUGGUUACUAUACAAACGGAAAUACGACUCCGAAUGGAAGUUUUGAAAACAUCGAACUUAUGGCUAGAGAUUGUGGAGCCGAUAGCAUAGAUGAUGUUAAUGCUGCAACAGCUAUGCUGGCAUUGAAACAUGGACCAAAAGUUUUCAAUGAAACAUUUCAAAAUGGUUCUCCAGUGAUAACAUCGUCACCAAGUGAGGAUCAUACAUACUCAGCAGGUGGUGGUGGCGGCGGCAGUAUUACCAGUUGUAAUAGUACUAAUGGCACCACUACCAAUAUUAAUUCAAGUUUUAAUGGAAGCACCAUACCCAAUGGAAGUGGUGAUAGACCAGCUGUACCCUUAAAUGGGUUUUCUGUAGAUAAUCAAAGUAAUUGUGCCUCAUCAGAUGCUGCAUACGAAAGCAGCGAAGAAAGUCAUAAUAUAUCUCCAGAAGAACUAGAAGACCAACAAAGACAUCGUGAUGGUGUCUAUGCCCUGCUCUCCCUAUCAUCGCAUGUUGAUAUGUCGCCCAUUAAACGUCCGCCAUCAACAACCGUUGAAGAAGAACACAUAUCUUCCUACAUGGAAAAUAUACCACACCUUAAUGGCAAAGGUCUUCUCGUGAAUGGCUGCGGAGCCUUAGCAAUAAAUGGCAGCAGCGGAGUUCUCGAUGAAGGCUAUAACACUCAAAGUUACUAUAGUCAUAUGGCAUCGCCAUCACCUCCAAAGAAACAAAAACCAUUGCGCAAUAUUCGGGCGAAAAUUAAGCGCAAGACUACAUUGAUACGAUGAGCGGUUUCAAGUUCGAUCAGUCUGUUCAAAGGUGAUCGGCGUUAAACUGCUUCCGCAGCAGCAGGCUAAUAUUGUAAGGUUUCUAAAAUGGUAAAUUAGGUUCUAUUAUAUGUAAAUCUAUGCCACAUAUUAUAUAUUGUGCCUCAAACCCCUUUAAAAUUUAUCAAUUUGUUUUCAUCUUAUGUUAAAAAUUAUUUGCUGUCGGACAGAUUUUGUGUUGUGUUAGAUAUGUUGCAUUGUUGUAAAGUUAUGUUUGAAUUUGAAUAAUUAUUGUUAUAAAUCAUUAGUAUCGUUAAAUGCAAGUGCUUUAGAACAUAUUUGUUGUUUGAAGAAUUUGAUUUUGCUUAGGAAAUAGAAGUGAGAGAGAUAGUCGAUUUGAAUUAAAUGAGCGAAUUGAAAUCUAACCCAACUAUUGUACCUUAACUUUUAUUAUAUUUUUUCUGGUGGAAAAGAACAACCCUCUUGUUGUUCUUUUAAUACAAUGACAAAUAAAAAAAUAUCCACAAAUAAAAAUGUAUCUUCCUUCUUUCCAAAGAAAUUCUGCUUUUUUUACAAAAUAAAAUUAAAAAAAAAGAAACAACAAACAUAAAAAUAACAAGAAAGAGAAGGAUGAUGAAGAAAACCAUACAAAAAGUGCCUACAAACUUAAAAAAUAUUUUAGUUAAAAAAAAUUGUUUCUUUGUUUUAAUUCGAUGACUGAUUGUUAAAGAGAUAUAAAUUUAUAAACAAUAUCGCUAUGAUAAAUUUGUGCAAUAAUAUUUAAACUGAAAACAAACAUUUUGUUUUUUCUACCAGUCACAAAAUUCACAAACUAUUUGUAUAUUCUAAGUUAUACUUCAAUUUUAAUUUGGAUAAUCACCUUUUUAUUUUGAUACAUUAAAUAUAAUAUAGUAUAUUUUUUACAAUUAUGCUUUCAGAAACGCAUUAGUGAAUACAUGAUAUACAUAUUGUUAGUAAUUUACUUUAAAUAGACUGUAAAGAAACGUUGUCUUAAUCUUUUUAGUUUGCAAAAUAAAGUUAAAGUAAAACAAAUUGUACACGAAACGGAAUGAAGCUAUAAAAACAUAAAACAUACUAUAGAUACAAUUAAAUACAAAUAAAAUUUAUGUUACAAACGACAAGUAAAUUGCUUUAAUAUAUUUAAAACUUUAUUUCCAGUGUCAAAUCAUAUAUUCAACUAAAAAAUUUAUCAAAACACUAAACUACAAAAUUUAUCAAAUUUUAAAAUAGUUAAAAAGAAGUAACCACAAAAAAGCAAUGAAAGAAGUCUGACUUAAGAAAAAAGCAUCAUAUUAUAUAAAUUUUGUUCUAAAAAAAACCUUGCUUUUAGAGCUUCAUUAAUUAAAAAAUGGCAAUAUUAUAUUCACAGCUAUAAACGUUUAGUUAAACAAAAUAAUUCGAAGACCUCUGAAAGAGGAAUCUUCAUAGAAAAGAAAACGCUACCUAGUUCCCUAUUUGUAGAAAGCUGCAUACAUUAAAUAAUGUUUUGUUAAUUCAAAUCCAAUUUAAAUUUUAUUAGUCUUCAAAUGCGUCUUCGCUUUGUUCAUAAAUAUUUAUAGAUAAAAUUAAAACAAAAAUUAGUGGAAUAUAGUAGUUUUAGUUUCAUAUCUCUAUCUAGAAAAAAAAAAAACAUUACACUAUACAUAUAUACAUUAUAAAGAAGUAAUAAUAAUCAAAAACCACGUUUUUUAAUUAAUAUUAGUAAAUGAGAAAACUUUAUUAUAAAUAAAAGAAGUACGUUUACUUAAAAAAAAUACAAAAAUAGACAUUAAUUAUACAUAUUAUUAUAUAAAUGUGUACACAGAUAUAAAAACUUUAUUUUUUAAAUAAAUAAAAAAAAAUAAAUUUAUUAUAGGCAAAAAGCAGUAAACUUUACAAGAAAAUAAAAAAAUAAAAACAUACAAAAAAUCUUACAUUAAAACAAAUAGUUGAAGCGGAAAAAUAUAACAGAGAGAAUUGAAUAAUUAAAAUUAUUAUAUCAGUUUCUUU
This is a messenger RNA of Episyrphus balteatus (marmalade hoverfly), 6207 nucleotides long. RefSeq names its product myb-like protein A. Gene Ontology annotation, biological process: regulation of DNA-templated transcription. Gene Ontology annotation, molecular function: DNA-binding transcription factor activity; cis-regulatory region sequence-specific DNA binding. The record is from RefSeq and is a predicted model, not a curated record. Lineage: Eukaryota; Metazoa; Arthropoda; Insecta; Diptera; Syrphidae. The coding region runs from base 1171 to 4218 and encodes 1015 amino acids. The transcript has 7 exons. Gene Ontology annotation, cellular component: nucleus.